This is a messenger RNA of Cuscuta campestris, 2912 nucleotides long. Lineage: Eukaryota; Viridiplantae; Streptophyta; Magnoliopsida; Solanales; Convolvulaceae. The record is from the annotation of a GenBank genome assembly.
GAAUCGGCGGUUGUAUCCUCCUUGAAGCUCUUCCAGCUAAAAGCUCCGCCAUUCAGGCAAAACAAAUAUCCUGCUUGUGAUUUUGAAUCGUCUCUGUCGGUUUGGAAGCUAGCAUCAGUGUAACCGACCACCUUUAGCUCUUCCUCACCACCGUAUACCAGGAAUGCAUCCUUAGAUUUUAUCUAUAUAUGUACUUUGAUUCAGACCUAUUAACUUUCUUGAUCUAUCUCGGUAGAUUCUUAUGCCAAGGACAUAACUAGCAUCCCCUAAGUCUUUCAUGGAGAAGUUCUCGCUCAACCACGUCUUUACAGAAGUGAGAGCGGGAAUAUCGUUACCCAUUAACAAUAUGUCAUUGGAGAUGGAACAAAAACCACUUCUAAUUAACAAGUGGUUAAAUGUUUCCUUGAUUUCUACACUAACCUGUUUGGUGACCCUUGAGGAGGUGAAGGAGGUUGUGUUUGACAUUGGGAAUGACAAGGCACCUGGUCCAGAUGGGUAUACUGCUGCAUUUUUUAAGAACCAAUGGGCUACUAUUGGACAGGAUGUUUAUGGUGCUGUUUUGGAAUUCUUUACAUCUGGGAAGCUUUUGAAACAGAUUAACCUUGCUAUGAUUGUUUUAUUACCCAAAUUUGCUCAUAACCGUACGGUAAAGGACUUUAGACCUAUUGCUUGUCUAAAUGUCCUUUAUAAGGUCAUUACUAAAAUUCUUGCAAGGCGUAUGGCACCUCUACUACCUGACCUAAUUGACCCAGCACAGGGGGCAUUUGUACAAGGGCAGACACGUGUUGACAAUAUGCUGCUGGCCCAACACUUGAUACUUAUGGAUACACUGAGGCACUUCUCCAAUGUAUCAGGUUUGACCCUCAAUCCAACUAAAUCUAAUAUCUUCAUUGUUGGCAAGUACAGGGACACUAGCCAAGAUAUUCUAGAUUUGGCCUCCUUUCCUCGUGGGCAUCUCCCUGUUAGAUACCUGGGUCUUCCCUUGGCUUCUCAUAGGAUCUCUGAGGCAGAUUUUGCUCCUCUUUUAAAAUCUGUGGAUGGGUUCCUUUCUAAGUGGGCUACCAUGAAACUCUCUUAUGCUGGGAGAUUGGAAUUGACGAAGAAAGACUCUCUUUGGGUGAAGUGGGUGCACAAUGUUUAUCUUAAGCAUGAAGCUAUUUGGCAUUGGCAACCUAAGAGGAGGCACUCUGUCUUCUUCAAAAGACUAGCCUAUGUGCGAGAGCUUUUAACCCAAAAGCUCAGUGACCAUAACUCCUCAAUGGAAGUGGCUAUGCAACCUUUAUGUUUGGGUGGGAAACUUGUUCCAAGUAAGGUUUAUGACUUGUUUAGGGUUAAAGCUAAUCCCAAGUCUUGGAUGUCUUUCAUUUGGCAUUCAACCAUCCCUCCUAAGUGCUCCUUUACGAUGUGGCUUGCGCUUAGGAGGAGGUUGCCCACUAAAUCUAACUUGGAAUUUCUAGGUUUACCCAUGGCUUGCACCUUUUGUGGUCAAGGACUAGAGGACGUGGAUCAUCUGUUUUUUGAAUGCUGUGUUUCGAAGCAGGUUUGGGCAGCUGUAAAGUUAUGGCUCCGAAUGGAUGGACAGUUGGGCUCACUAGACAGGGCAAUUAGAUGGCUAAGGACUUUCCGUAGAGAGGAUGCUAUCUUGAAGAAGAUGAGGAAACUGGCUUUGGCCUGUACGGUCUUCCACCUCUGGAAACACUACGCCAAAAACAUUAUCAGACGACUGUUGAUUAACUACUGUUUAUGGAAACACAGUAGUUAAAAAAACACAGACUACUGACACAACCCAUAGAAUGAUCCCCCCAAACAAUAGAAGUUUCCCAAGUAACACUACAACUGAACAUUUGACAUGUAAAAGCUUCCAAACCAGAACUACUAUGAGACUCAGCUCCCUGAUCCAAAAGAAAAGGUAAGUUCAAUCCAAACAAAAAGGUGCAAGUACGAUUUCUCAAUUUCCCUUCACCAAAUACUAAGUAUAAAUUUCAAGUUAGAUUAAAGCCACUUAUCUAUCAUGCUAGAGGAUCCAAAGGCAAACAUCCUAUAUCGGGUUAAAAAAAAGUAUGUCGAGCAUCUGCAACAAUCUAUGAGAACCAAACAGAGUGAUAAGGUCGAACCUAGCAUAGAACCAGGCCCAAAGCCAUGACGAAGAACAAUUAGCACUGUCACCGCAUCUAGAAAAUCAUCUGUCAGAGUAUACUGCCAAACCACAGAAUAAAAGCUCUUCUCUAAACAUCAAAAUUUAGAAGAUUGCAAGAGUUGAUUAUCGUUAUUACAUAAUAUAAUAUACUCUGUAAUUUAAAAUCAAUCCCUAUUUGGCAGCAUUUAAACAAAAUAUAUAACCCAGAAGAAGAAAAGAGCUAUGCAGACAAAGGCUUCAAGGCUGUAACAGAAUCUGUCCAAGUUUCUGAAUGCUAACUCCCACUCUGACAAGGCUAGAGUCUGAUGCAUAUGGCUUUCCAAUACAUGGAGGUUUUUAGAAUAGGAUUGCAGUUGAACCAUAAGGAAAAAAGAAACAUUAAAUCGAACCAAAUACUUAAGAAUAGCCAGUGUAUCGAACCAUAAUGAAAAAAGAAACAUUAAAUCGAACCAAACAUUAAAUCCAGUGUAUAUGGUCAAGGCUGAAUUGGAAGAACACAAGAAACAAGAAUAGCCAGAAACUCAGUAAAUGAACAUAAAUGGCUUUCUAAAGAAGAUGCAUGCACCAGAGUCUUAAGGAAGAUAAUAUGAAGCCAUACCUGAACUUAUACUCUACUCAAAUAAAAUUGCCAAAAUUUGUUUUUAAAACCUACUAUAAAACUAGUAGGUGUGAACAAAAUUUGAUUCUUUCAUAUUUUUUAGAUAAAAAAAUUUAUUAAAAAAACUGAUCUAAAAGUAUAUCAAUAAAAAAUCAAAAAUCAAAUUGAGGUAACAAA